AUGUGCACAAGUAUUCCAGCACCAGGGGAGUGUGUGGGUCCCCAGGAGGCUGCCCCCAGGAGCCAGCCCAGCCUGGAAAUCCCUCAGGAGAAGCUGGACCCCCCUGGAGCAGAGCAGGACUCCAGCAGGGGGGAUCCUGCAGCCCAGGAGGAGCUGAGCUCAGGGGGGGAUGCAGUGAGCCCCCCAAAGCCCGGGGCUGAUGGACACACUGAAAAGGGGGGCAGUGCCCCAGAGGAGAGCCAGGAGUGGCAGAACAACAGCAGCAUGUCCCCUGUCCUGGAGAAAGGGUCCCCUGAAGCCUGCCUGGAAAUUCCUCUUGAGGACAGGAUGGAGCUUCCCCAGACUCGGGCUGGGCUGGAGUCCUACAGAAACCCCCUGAUGAUGGAGCUGCUGUGGUUGCAACAAGCCAUUGGCAGCAGGAAAAACUUCUUGAUGCUGAAGCAGAAGCUGGGGAGUCCAGACCUGUAG
Messenger RNA from Chaetura pelagica (chimney swift), 468 nucleotides. RefSeq names its product IQ motif containing C (gene IQCC). Lineage: Eukaryota; Metazoa; Chordata; Aves; Apodiformes; Apodidae. The record is from RefSeq and is a predicted model, not a curated record. The transcript has 4 exons. Bases 1 to 468 code for a protein of 155 amino acids.